This is a messenger RNA of Cladophialophora psammophila CBS 110553, 2019 nucleotides long. RefSeq lists its product as uncharacterized. The transcript has a single exon. Gene Ontology annotation, molecular function: dipeptidyl-peptidase activity. The coding region runs from base 1 to 2019 and encodes 672 amino acids. The record is from RefSeq and is a predicted model, not a curated record. Lineage: Eukaryota; Fungi; Ascomycota; Eurotiomycetes; Chaetothyriales; Herpotrichiellaceae.
AUGACGAGCAGAUCGUCCUAUCCAGUGCCAAUCCACAUUCACGAGCACGAUGAAAUCCGACUUUCUGAUAAUACCGUCCUGUCGACAAUGGUCUGGCUGCCUGAAGAUGCGACGAUUAAUCCAGUACCAGCAAUCCUCGAGUAUUUGCCUUAUAGGAAACGCGAUGGAACGGCUGAAAGGGACGCUCUCAAUCACUCCUAUGUCGCCUCUUAUGGAUAUGCGUGUGUCCGCGUCGACAUGCGGGGUAGCGGUGAUUCCGAGGGCAUUCUACUUGGCGAAUAUCUCAAGCAGGAGCAGGACGAUGCGUUGGAAAUCUUGCGAUGGAUUGCCACACAAGACUGGUGUUCUGGGUCGAUUGGUAUGAUUGGAAUCUCCUGGGGUGGGUUCAAUGGGUUGCAGGUGGCGGCUCGACGCCCUCCGCAAUUGAAGGCAGUCAUCUCACUCUGCUCGACCGACGACCGCUACGCAGAUGACGUCCAUUACAUGGGGGGCUGUCUACUUGUUGACAAUUUCACGUGGGGCGCGACCAUGUUCAGCAUCACCCCGACGCCCCCAGACCCAGCCUUAGUGGGCGAUAAGUGGCGCGACCAGUGGAUGAGUCGUCUGGAAGCUGGCGGUAACUGGAUGGUCGAAUGGCACGCGCACCAACGGCGCGAUGAGUUCUGGAAGCAUGCCUCGAUCUGCGAAGACUACAGUGCCAUUCAGUGCCCCGUCUAUCUUGUUGGUGCCUGGUCGGAUGGAUAUUCGAACACGGUCUUUCGGAUGCUGGAACACCUCGAAUGUCCUCGGAAGGCCCUAAUUGGCCCUUGGGCCCAUGCAUAUCCCAAUUUUGCAACGCCUGGUCCACAGAUUGGCUUUUUGCAAGAAUCCCUCCGCUGGUGGGAUAAGUGGUUGAAAGGCAAAGAAACGGGUAUCAUGGAUGAACCAAUGCUCCGCUGCUACCUACAAGAUACUGUGCCUCCGCGCACUCAGUAUGACUUCCGUCCUGGCCAUUGGGUGGCGGAGAACAGCUGGCCAGCUGAAGGUAUUAUUCCUCGCACCAUGAGAUUCUCAGCAGGGCGGCUAAGUGAUGAGCUCUCAACGGUCAAAGAGCGGCUCUCGAUUUGCUCUCCCAUGACGGUUGGGUUCGCCGGGGGUCUCUGGUGCCCGGGUCUCGAUCUUGAUCUCCCCAGUGAUCAACGCUCCGAAGCAGGCGGCUCUCUACUCUGUGACAGUUCGGCACUUACUCAACGAUUAGAUCUCUUCGGUGCCCCAAUUGUUUCCCUCCGGAUCGCCAGCGACAAACCGAACGCUCUCAUUGUGGCUGUCCUCUCCGAGAUUCUACCAGACGGCUCGUCCACGAGGAUAUCUUUCGGUAUGCUUAACCUGACACAUCGCAAUAGCCAUACAGACCUAGAACCUCUCGAAAUUGGGCGUUUCUAUGAUGUUUCAAUUAAGUUGAACGAGUGUGGCCAACGUAUCAGCGCCGGAAGUCGUCUUCGGCUCGCUUUGUCCACAUCAUAUUUUCCAAUCUGCUGGCCCUCGCCGGAGAUCGCGACGCUGACACUGGACUGCGUUCAGAGCAAACUAGAGCUUCCAACACGGCUAGAAGGUGAACAUGACUCCCAGUUAAGGCCAUUCGAGCCAGCUGUGAACGGGCCCGCCUUGAAGACUCGGGUAUUACGACCAGGGAAGAAAAUGAGCGGAACUAUCACGGAGGACAUCGAGACUGGCGCGAAAACGCUUUGUCGUAUCUUGGAUACAGGGCUUAUGGAGUUUGAAGCCAUCGGUUGGCACUAUGGAGAUGCCAGCAAAAGCAUAUAUUCGAUUUCCCCAGACGAUCCAUUGUCAGCCCGCGCCGAGGUGCAAUUCCGACAAGAAUAUGGCCGCAAGGGACUCGACUUGGUCAUCGAGGGGUGGAACAGGAUGACGGCUACCCAGACGGAUUUCCAUCUUACUGCUCGAUUUGACGCAUUUGAAAAUGGCGUGCAAGUGUUUGGGCGGGACUAUUCGUCCACCGUUCCACGCGACCAUGUAUAG